AGGAUGGUCUCCCGGAGGACUGCCUGCGUACGGAGUACAGCCGCCCUUCCUUCUCCAGCCGAUUCACACACCUUUAAGGGGGGCGCGUUUCUUAGGAGCUUAACAUCCACAAUCGACCCACCGCUGGCCACUUCUGGAUAAGAGAAAAGUGGGUAGUGGCCAUCCUCCAGUGGGACGCUGACCUUUAUAACGUCGAAUGACCCUCCAUCUGGCCUGGAAACGUCAACGUCAAAAAUACAUACUUUGGAAACAGCAGGGAGAGGAAACCUGAAUUCUUCCCUUUCUGAUAAAUCCCUACCUCCCAACACCCCCCUACCAACCGACUUGCAUUAUCACGAUCGAUCGAAUAGUACCCUUCCCACGAAUCAUCGCCUUUUUCCUCAAUCAUCAUGUCGCGAACUAGAGUUCUCUUGGUCGGCGCUGCGGGCGAGACGGGCGGCUCUAUUGCUAGCGGACUGCUCGAGAACCCGAACUUUGAGGUUCAUGCCCUUGUGCGUCCCCGGUCGGUCCAGAAGCCUGCCAUCGUUGCUCUGCAAGAGCGAGGCGUCCAAAUCCGCAAAGGUGAUCUCAAGGGACCUGAAGAAUCCCUCGUCGACGUUUUGACCGGAAUCGAUGUGGUCGUCAGCUGCGUUGGGCCUGCCGAACAGCAGGAUCAGAUUCCUCUUGCUAAAGCGGCCAAGAGUGCUGGAGUCCAACGGUUCGUCCCUUGUGGCUUCAUCACCGUGGCUCCUCCGGGCGGAAUCAUGUGGUUGAGAGACGAGAAAGAAACAGUGUACAGCCAUGUCAAACAACUCCGACUUCCCUACACCAUCAUCGACGUCGGCUGGUGGUACCAGCUUUCUUACCCCCGCCUUGGGUCCGGAAGAACCGACUAUGCCAUGACCACGGCGAACAACGAGAUCGUCGGUGACGGAAACACGCCCCUCGCCCUGACGGAUCUGAGAGACAUUGGACGCUACGUCGCCAAGAUCAUCGUCGACGACCGCACGCUGAACAAGAUGGUCUUCGCGUACAACACGGUGUUGACACAGAACCAGAUUUACGACCUCUUGGAGCAAAUUAGUGAGGAGAAGAUCCAGAGAAACUAUAUUCCCGAAGAAACCAUUUACACCAGAGUGCUGGCAGCUCGACAGUCCAGCGAGACUUAUCCCUUCGACCCCGUCAAAUUCAUUCCUCGCUACUUGGCCGAGAACCAAUUGUCAUGGGGCGUCCGUGGCGACAACAACCCCGAAUACGCCAAGUACUUGGGUUACUUGACCUCCAAGGACCUGUAUCCUGACUUCGCCCCUCACGACUUCAAGGAAUACCUUGAAACUGUUGUUCGAGGCACAGCCAAGGGUGUCUACACCGACCGUACGAUCUCCAAAGCCCACCAACGGAUGUUCCCCCGCACUGAAUCGAGCGAUUCCCUCUACACCCGGAUAUUCCCGAGAACCGAGUCGAGCGACUCGCUUUACAUGUCUAGGUAAUCCUCGACAAGCAUUUCUUCGCUAAAAAAGAAAAACAAGGACAUUGAGGCGACGCUAGACGUGCCUCCUGACCCGGCGCGAUGUGUAUAUGACUCCAUUAUGUGGGAGCCACAUCAUACGAUGAUGGUCCUCUUCUCUUUCUGCUUCUUCAUUACUGGAACACUUGCUUCUUUUCUAUUCCCUGGGGUUCUAGACCGGCGUUCUUGUAUUUAUGAUGGAUUAUGGUUGCCUGAGUGGGAGAUGUUCACCACUCAUUGAUUUGAUUGAUAUACCAAUGUAUUCGAGAGGCUUACAGCCUAUCAUCUGACGACGAUGCUCAGCUAAGCCAGAACCUACUUAGUACCUAUACCCAUGCGAUUCCCAAUCAGAUCUAGUUGAGUUUCCAAGUCACGCCU
Messenger RNA from Aspergillus sclerotioniger CBS 115572, 1864 nucleotides. Its product is annotated as aromatic alcohol reductase. Lineage: Eukaryota; Fungi; Ascomycota; Eurotiomycetes; Eurotiales; Aspergillaceae. The record is from RefSeq and is a predicted model, not a curated record. The transcript is spliced from 4 exons. Bases 390 to 1469 code for a protein of 359 amino acids. Gene Ontology annotation, molecular function: oxidoreductase activity.